AAAAUAACGGCAACAUCGCUAUUUGGCGUCCAUCUUUAAUCUUUUGAUGUGUUGUGUUAUUUUAACAAAAUUGUAAUAAAAUUGUUAUUAUAACUUUUACAAUAAAUUUAAUACAAAAAUUGUAUUCAAGAGAUUUAUCUGUGCAUUACAUCGUUGAAUAUUAACUAGCAGAUGAAGUGUGCAAAUGGAUAGGUUGAGCCACUUGCGGGGUGAAGCGGGGAGCUCGCGGGACUCCACGCUCGACACCACGUCCCCGCCGAGCGAGUCCUUCAUGACGGCCAACGAGAGCAACUCCAAGUACUACUCUCUGUCAGAAGUCGACUCAACAUUCGACAUUUCAUCCAUAAAGGAUGUUUCAAUGGGCAGCGCGACCACAGGCUCUGACGAGACUAUAACGAACACCGAUGAGUUGAUCUCAAACCUGUCGCCUAUUGGCAAGAAGAGUGACAUAUUAGAUAGCUACAAAAUUGGUAAACAGAUAGAGGCUGCAAACAUUCUCUCUGGAGGUGUUGACAUCUUUGAUGACAAUGACAACUCAUAUGAUGGCGACGAGCUGGUGAUUGAUGAUGCUGUGGAUGUGGAUGAUAAGUCUAACUCGGAGCUGAAGCAGGUGGAGAGCAUGCAGUACAAGUCUGAUGAGAAUGAGUCGACCCUGAUGAAUGAGGAUGUUGAUAUUGCUAGUAAGGAUACUGAAGUGGUGCUACAAAUUGAUGGUAAAAACGUAGAUGCUAUUGAUAUUGGUAACGGACUCUACUUGUAUAGGAAGGAAGGACAGGAAGAGUUGGCCGCUGUUCAGAUCAUUGAUGAUGAUCAACAGCAACCAAGUUUUAAGUUCCUUAAAGUUCGUGAAAAUGCCGAAGGUAAUUUAGAAGUAUAUGAAGAAAUAGAAAUAGAAGUACCUAAAGAAGUGCCUGCAAAAGAAGGAAAGACUCCAGAUAAGAAAAUUUCAUCACAUGUGCCUAUUAAGGAUAUCAAUAAGGUGAUUAGUGAUACCUCUUGCAACAAAGUUGCUGAAAGGAAGAGAACACCAAGAAAAGAACCAAAAGCAACUGUUACUGAAGUUGAAACUGAAAUAAGUAAGGAAUUAUCACCUGAUAACAAAUCUGAAGUGAACUUUAAUGGGAAGAUGAUGAAAUUUAAUGAAUCACGAAAAUCUCCUGUCAUAGGUAGCUUUACACCUAUGACGUUUCAUUCAACACCCAACAAAGAAGGUAUACCAUUAACUAAGACCAUGGUAGACCAACAGUUGCACCCAAAUCGGCAUUCAGAUAAUAUUAAAAAAACCAUUGAGGUGCAUACUGAUAGUUGUAAGCAAAGACCAAUUGAUUCACUCUCUAAGUUCAAAGAUGCUGAUGACAAUAAAAUAAACGAUAUAUCUAGUACUGAGAAAGAAAUUGAUUUAGAUGAAACUAAUGAAAAAGAUAUUAAUAUAGAAGAAUCUAUUGCAAAAGAUGAUAUUGUUGAAGUAAAUGAUAAAAGGAAUGAAGAAACAGCUGUAUUUGAAGAAGCUGGUCAACUUAUAAUAGAGGAAGAUAGUGAUAGUCUAAGAAUUAUCCAGUCAGAAUCAAAUGAAUCUGACAAAAAGGAAAUUGUUGAAAAAUGUGUUCCCAAAGAUACAUUAGUUGUUGCUGUUGAACAAGAUAAUGUAAUUGAUUCAACGGAAAGUAAUUCUAAUAAGAGUCCCUUAGUUUUACAAGAUGUUCAAGCUGAAACUGUUGAUGAAAUUAAAGAAAAUACUGAAAAUGAGAGUGCGGUUGUUGCAACUGAAAAGCCUGCCGAAAGUGUACUCAGUGAGAAAACAGAAACAACAAAUAUUGAAUCUGAACCCGACAGUGGCAAAGCUGAAGUGGCUGCAGUUGAGACAGUCAUAGUUGAGACUGAAACUGAACAGCAAACAAAAGAAAAUGAAGUUAUCGAAAUAAUUGAAGAUGACUCAAAGGAUGCUAUGGAAAUAGACAUUCAAGAAACUAUUGAAGAGAAAGCCGAAAAGGUUGACGAAAGUGAUAAAGAAAAGAUUACAAUUGUAGACAAAACAAAUGAAAGUGAACAAAAAGCCAAGGUUUGUGAAAAAAUAAAUGAACCUCAAAGUAAAGAGGCUGACGAUAUUAUAAUUAUUGAUGACAGUGUAGCAGAAGAGUCUGUUGUUGAGGAAAGCAUUAAGCCUGAAACUCAAAAAAUUGUUACUGAAAUAACUGUUAGUGAAAGAAAUGCUAUGGAAAGUAGCACGAAAAUAAAUGUUGAGGAGAAAGGUAAAGCUAAAGAAAAAAUUGUAUCUAAAAACGCUGUGCCUCAAGAACCAGAAAGUGUUCAAGAUAAAGAUUUAAAACUAGAAGAAUCAACAAAAAAGAAUGACGUGAAAAAUGAGAGUAAAGAUACUGAACCAAAAGCAACACCAGAAACGGAAAAAGAAAAAGUUGUUGAAGUUGCUUCAGAUAGCGUGAAAAAUAGCCAAUCUAAAAUACCCGUUCCACAACCCACUAAGGAUACAAAUAAACCUACUGAAAGUGAACUUACAUCUAAAACGGAAUCCUCUAAACCAAUGGAAAGUAGUGAAAAAGUCGACAAACCAAAAGAUAUUCCAAAAGAAACGGUUCAAGAAAAAAUAGUCGAACCCGUUCAAAGUAUUCCUUUGGAUUUAGAACCAACAUUAAACAAAAAGACUGAAUCUCCAAAACAUAUUCCGAUAGAGCUAAUCAAACCGCAAGGGAAAUUAAAAGCUAAGUCGAAAAAUGUUGAAAAGUCAACUCUUAUACCAACAAAGGCUGCUUUAGUAAAACCUUUAAAACAAGAAGUAAUGAAAGAAAAUGCACAGGACAAAUGUAAUAAGAAGGAACCCGAAAAGUCUACAAAAGUACUUGAGCCACCAAAAAGUGCAGUACCUACAAAGGUAGAAAGUAUUGAUGUGACUCAAGUUGCAAAAACAGAUGAUGUCGCCAAAGAACCAGCUGUGACCGAAAAGGAAAAAACAAUAACUCAAGAAAAACCCGAGCCUGUUCCUAAUGUAGUUGCUGACUCAACAGUUCAUAAGGAAGAACAGAAAGACAACAGCUUGCCAUCCACAAGUGCUGAUAGUGAAACUGUAAAAAGUGAAGGAGUUGUAAAUAAAUCAUCUAUUGAAGAGCCAAUGCCUUGUAGCUCCUCCAAACCAGACGUCUGCAGUUCAUCAUCAGACGUUAAAGAAGAUGCGAAACCAGACACAAGUGAUAGAAGCGAGCCUGGGACAUCAGGUGAGUCUAAGCCCAAAAACAAUGCUGCUGUACCAUUCGGAAAAUGGACGGCGACCAAUAGAAAAGAGUUCUUGGAUAAAAUUAAGACGAGAGUCCCACAACCAGCCCCACAGUCAACCAGUAAUCAGCUGAAAAACUCCAACGAUCUCAACAGAAGAGAUGUAUUAAAGAAAAUUGACAGCCAAAGGCAAUCUAGUAACGCCCUAUCAAAAUCUCAGGAAGCCAACAAACAAAAUGUGAAGAACGAAACUGCAUUUGGAAAAACCAAUUUAAUCAAUAAGGAUAAUAGUACUCAAGAAAGCAAAAUACCCUUGAAGGUGGAAACUGAACCUGAGACAAAUGCUGUAGUUGCUAAAACGACGGCGAAAAAGGAGGAAGCAGAACCGAGUAAAACUCAGAACGAGCCAUCUCAAGCAGCUGUUACCACAAAUGUGCCCAAAAAAGAAGCCUCAGAGAGAACUGAAGUCAAUUACCAACAUUUAAUUGACAAAACUAUUGAAGGCAUGAUACACAGAACCGUUGCACAAAAAUCAUCUUCCGAUGAACCAAACCAAAACUCUACUAAAGAUGAAAGUGCUCCUGAAUCUGCUAAAUACGCACUUAAUUACGAACCAACAGACCAGGCGACUCUAGACGCCAUAGAAAUGAAAAUGAAUGAGUUACAUGGAAUUCCUUUUAUAGAGAGACCUCCUCACGAAUUGCCACAAGUCCCUAUUACCGAGGUUAAACCUGUUACAAAAACAGAUACUGAAAAGCAACCAGCUCCCGUAAAAGCUUCGAAAAUACCGAAUCUCUUACCAUUCACAAAUAAAAAUCAACAGUGGGUCAUCAAAGGAAACGUUGUAGAAGUAGAUUCAGAAGAAGAAAUAAUUGAACAUGAACCUAUCACAGGUGAUAAAGACUUAACAAAGAAAACUACUGGACAUAAGCAUACUAUAAAGGAGAAAUUGUUAAAUAGCGUAACGGCAGAUGCUGCAAAGAAGGAGGCAAUAAUUACAGAAAACGAAUUUGAUAAAUUCGCGAGAAGAAAUUCUAUCACUUAUGAGAACUGCCUAACUGUUAACUUUGAUGGUAAAGAAGCUCACAAGGUCAUCCAAAAUGUGGUUGAGAAGGACCCAUAUCCAAAAAGCUAUUCAAGAAAUGACAUAGCCCGCAACGACCCUAAGUCACGGCUUACAUACAAAUACCAAAAUAUGCGUCAAAAUACUGCUCCGGUUAAAGUUCAUCAAUCAAAUAAAUUCGGCACUGCUACAGAAGAUUCGUCGAACAGGAACCACUCUAAGUUACAAAAAGCUUACCAAUCAGCUUUGACGGCAAAACGACAAAUGGAAUGUCCUAUUACCAUCAUUGAAGAUAAACCAGUCAAAGUUGUUUUCAUGGACAAUAUGGAGUUUGUUCCAAGUCAACUUAACGUUCAGGGUCAAGAACUGUCGCCCGCCAAGAAACGGGAAAUAGAGGCUGAUAAUGUAACAGUCAGUACUGUUGAUUCUUUGGAAUUGGAUGUCUUAGAUAAUACAGAUGAUAGUAAGUCCCAAGAUGAAGUAAAAAUCAAAACUAAGCAUCAGAGAAAACAAGUGUUCACACCAGUCGAUGAGCCUGAGCUAGAACUAAUAGAACCAAAGGAUUUAGGACUAGAGUCCUCGCCUAAGAAGAAAAAGAAAUCAGAUGAAGAUAAAACUGUUAAAUACCCGAUGCGUAAGAAAUACUACUUACUCGGUUCUAAUACACUAACGGAGGAAAAAGUUGUGAACACUGCAGAAGUCGUGAAAAACCCGCUCAAGGAAACUGUAAAUCGAAACGAUAAUGGGGUUUCUCAUAAAAAUGCUGUCUCAGCUAUCGAUAGUUUGGUCAAAGCGGCUGAGCUUCUCGAACACCAAUCAGAAAACUUCAACCUGAGUGAUUCCCCUAAUCCCGAUAGUCAGAACAGCACCCCUGUAAAGAGAGGAAGGGGACGCCCAAGGAAAUAUCCUUUACCUGAUGGCGGAAUGGAAAAACAAAAGAUCAGCCCAAGCCCUCAGAAGAAGCCUCGCCUGAUAGACGCGAAACCUCCUCCACGAGACACUUCUACAGAAGACGAGAGUGACAGCGAUGAAAUCAUUAAAGAAAACUGGACUAUGGGCAAAAUCAAUGAAAACAUUGUUUGUCCAAUUUGCAGCAAACUAUUUAGAACAGAAAAUGUAGUUUUUAAGCACGUGAAACAUUGCACGGGACCGUCGCCGAACAGGUCUGAUUCCGAUAAAAGAAGUCCGAGGCGAUCGCGACAUUCGCAGGAGUCUGAUUCUAAAUCACGUGAUGAAAGCCAGUCCGACGAUAUGGAUGACGAUGAGCCACUGAUCGUCAGGAAAACAACCCCUAAGAAGCGAAAAUCCAAAGAUUCUGUCGUCAAGUCUGAUGAUAAAGACGAUGUUAUCAUCAUCGAGGACACGCCAGUCAAAGAGAAGCCAGAAAAGAAAGAUAAAGAAGUUGACGAAAGAAAACAUCACGAGUCUCGAAAACCUAAGCCCGACUCUAAACAAAACAAUUUAGUUUGUGAAUUCUGUGGCAAAACAUUCAGGCAGUUAUCAUACUUAGUCAAGCAUAAACUACAGCACAAGAAAGAGGAAGUCAAGAAAAUUGAGAAAGAACCUCCUAUUAACCACAAGUCAGUGUAUAGCUGUGAAGUGUGCAAGAAGCAAUUCAGAAAGCUACACCAUUUAGUUCAGCAUCGGAUUAUACACAACCCGAGUUCGGUUCCUGCGAGAACAUUACGCAAGAGCUCAUCUGAACAGAACAAUUAUGAGAAGAAGGUUGAAAAAGAUCCGUCGACGUCAGCUGCUAAACAAAACGAUGAUCCCAGUGCCGGGUUCCGUUGUGAACCGUGUGACAAGUCAUUCAGAAAACUGCACCAUUUAGUGGAACACAGGGAAACCCAUGAUGGUAUAAACAGACAGAAAACUACGGUUGUAACACAAAACAGUGUCGAAAAGCCUGUUUUGUUGCACCACUGUGACAUUUGCAAGAAAACGUUUAACAAAUUACAACUUUUAAUUGAACACAAAGAGCAGCAUGUAGAGACCAGUUCUGAAAAGUCUGAUGAUAAGAGUGUUAAAAGUUCACUCUCGACCAAAGACAUUAUACAUGAAUGUCCACAUUGUUACAAAGUUUUCCCAAAUGAACACUCCCUAACUAAGCAUACAACUGUCUGUCAAAGAAAGAAGAGACAGUCGAAACAAGAUACGCCUGCUGAAAAACCAGAAGAUGUAGAACCCAUAACUGAGACCACCGCCCCGAAAACUGAAGAAAAAGUCGAAGACGAUUUAGACUCAUCAGUACUUGUGAUUGAUGAAACGAAAAAUGUAGUUGAAAAACCUGUAGUUGUUAAGACAAUAGAAAUGCCACAAAAACAACCCGAAGCAGCUAAAGUAAUACCUCAACCAAUAGUCCCAAGAACGGAAAAAGUUAAGGAAAUUGUACCAGUAAAAGUUGAAACUAAACCACCUCAGAUCGUACCUGCGAAACGAGAGUUCGAAGAGACACAAAAUACCAAAAUCGAAGCUAAGUCGGAAGUACCAGAAAAAAUUAAAAAAGUUGAUGUUAAAGAAAAUCCUAAAGUUAUACCUGAAACUCCUAAAAAGAAAACUGUUCUUAAAGAAAAGUCUACUGCUAGUGCCAGUAAGCGCAAGUCGCAGGUCGCGCAAGCCGCGGUGAAGCCUGCGCCUGCUCCCGCUCCGCCCGCUGAAGACGUCAAACCAUCGAUAGAAUCGAGUGAUGACGACGAAGUGCGGUACAUGCUCAAUCCUAACUUCAAAGUUGAGGAUACAACAGAAGAAAAAGUGUUCAUGAAAGUCAAAGCUAAAAAGCGCAGCUCCCUUCAGAUAGAACGACCCAACUCCAAAGACUUAGUAAAACGAAGAACGUCGUUACAACACCCACCGAAAAUACCGCGCCUCAAGCCGAAAGCAGUCGAAACGAACUCAGUUACGGUAAAAAAUAUUGUAAAAGCACAAAAGCUGGAGCCAAUAGCAUCAACGGAUUCUGAUGAUAGUGAAACUGUAAAAUACUCUUUCCCGAAAACUGUUCCUGAGAAAACAACGAAACCCGCACAAGACCGCACAUCAAAAGAAUUAGAACGUAAAACUCAAAAGAAUUCAGUAGUCGAUAAGAGAAAGUCUUUAAGUGCAAUCGCCAAGAGGAAAUCUUUGGGGAAAGCUGUCGUACCCAGGCACAAAGUCUCACCUGUAAAGCAAAUCAAGAGAAGGACGUUGGAGGUGGAGCACCGCUGCGACUGCGGGCAGUUGUUCAGCAGCGCGGCGCUGCUGUCGCGCCACACGACGCUGGCGCACACGCCGCCGCGGAUCCGCCGCCGCCGCUCGCCGCCGCCCGACGACAAGCCCGCUGCCAAAUCACUCCCGCGCAAAUCUUGUCGCAGAAAAACCUAGACUAACUUGAGUGUAACGUUCUAGUGCUCGAAAUAUCUCUAGCACCUCGGGCACUUGCAAGAAAUUGAACAAAAGCUAAGCAUAAACAACAAACUGAAAGCGGAAUGUCUGAGGUGAAGCGUCAAACGAAACAGAGUGCGCGAGGUACGUCAUGUGCUCCGAGACACGAGUAAUUCGGUAAAUUAAUAGAUAAAUAUUUUAAUGAGGAAGAUUCUGUAUGCAAAGAACACUUUAUUUGUGAAUUGUUAUAAAUGCGAAUACUGUUGAUUCUGUUCUAUAAUAUCCAGCUGUUAAGCAAGCAACGGUUUACGUGGUAUUGUACCACAAUGGCGUGAUAAAUUAUAAAACAAUAAUUGCGUCAUUUUGAAGCAUACCCAAUGAAUGAAGCAAGCACACAAAGUAAAAUUUGUCAUAAACUCGUCUUCCUCAUUAUAAGAAUUGGUUAAGUAAAGAAGUUGGACUGAAACAUUUAGACUUGGGAACAUAUUAAUAAGGGAACCGUUAGUAAUGUUUAGAUAAAUGAACGCAUCACAACGCUCACAAUGUAACAGACGGACCAUUGUUAAAUAAAAAUAUUUAUACAUGUUUGAUGAAAUGUUAAUUACAUCAAUACAAACAAUAUUUUUAACGUGAGUGGAUAGUUAAGCGUUGAUCUUGUCUAUAUGUAAAUGAGAACUUAAAAUAAUAAGUAUAUUUUGUCAAUUUGUUCUAUAGUUUAGAUAUUAUGUAUGUAUAAGAGUAAAUAUUUAUGUUUUAUUAGAUAUAGGGAUAUAUAAUUUCCUUUGGCAUUAUCGGUUAGCAAGCUGUAACUUUCAGUCAAACUGUAAAUGUUCGCCAUUCAAUGUUUCAUCUGUUUCGUGUUCGAGACGAUAAGCCUAAAUAUAUUGCGAGAAGGUGCAAAUUUAUGUUGUAAAACUAUAUUAGAAUAACAGAACUCCAUAUAAUAUUUAUAAGUAUUGUUUGAGGGACUUUAAAUGAGCUUAUAAAUGAUGUUUAUGUUGAUUUGAAUGAAGUUGUAUUGUACAAUGCUUAUAAUUAAUUAAUGAGCUUCCUCGUCAUGAAAUCUGCGUUGUUAGUAUUUCGUAGUAUGUUUUCAUCAUAAUUAUAAGGGAUUAGAGGAAUUUACACAUCAGAUUUUAUUUUGUGUAGAUAAUACUAUGAAGUUUGAAUACAGCAAGACUUCAAGUUUGAUAUUUUUAGGCUUGGGAUAGUAGAUUCGAUGUUGCUAUUAUGUUUAUGAAAUAUGUAUGUUAUAUAGUUCAUUACCAGAAAACCAUACCAUGUUGUUGAGAUAUUUGCUAUUGUUUUUACCAUUUACGUUAAGCAUAGCUACGGUAUAUAUACUUGGCGCUUCUCUGAAUCAAUUCUGCCGGUAUGUUAAUAGUAAUUCAUGUGCUGAGUUGAUAUUUGUUCUGAUAGUCAUCAAAUAUAUCACAGUUAGUUUUCUAGUUUCACUAAUUAAUGUUAGCUAUAAUAGUGGCAAAUUGUUUGCAAAAUAUUGACAAGAGAGUGGUGUCUUGUUAGUCUAUGAGUGUUCAUACAAUGAUACUCUCCAAAUUUAUAGUGAACUAGGACCAAAA
Messenger RNA from Trichoplusia ni (cabbage looper), 9225 nucleotides. Its product is annotated as titin homolog. The record is from RefSeq and is a predicted model, not a curated record. Gene Ontology annotation, biological process: regulation of DNA-templated transcription. Bases 185 to 7645 code for a protein of 2486 amino acids. NCBI's taxonomy places the organism in Eukaryota, Metazoa, Arthropoda, Insecta, Lepidoptera, Noctuidae. Gene Ontology annotation, molecular function: DNA-binding transcription factor activity, RNA polymerase II-specific; RNA polymerase II cis-regulatory region sequence-specific DNA binding. The transcript has 5 exons.